UUGAACCAGCAGUGGAAUCGGACAGAAGAAUAUAACCGGAGGACUGACACAAUCUCGGGACGAGAAUAAAACUAUAACAUUUUUGAAAUUCUCGCGACGUGUUCAGCGGGUGUUGGAAUUUUGCUAGUGAUAUUAGAGUGAUCAACGCGGUGGAGACCGCUGGUGGAUGGUGAUCGUGUGCAGCCAAAUGUUCAAGUUUAGUUCAAUUUAGUGAAGCAAUAGUUGGUUAAAAACACAAAAUAGUGAAGAGCAGUUUAUUUUUUCAUACAAGGAAAUAGUGAAGUGCGAAGGUGCGAGCUAACGAUUGGACAAACGCAAAAUUCUAGAGUAGCCACUAGAAUUCGUAAUUUGGUGGCAACAGUGAAGACCGAUUCAUAGGAAAGAGAAAUCCCUUCACUCGUCAAAACUCUAUGAUGUCUCCCAACACCACGGCAGUCAUGCUUUUGGGAUGUACUGCCAUGGCUCUCUGUCUGCUAUGUGCGGCAAAUGGCUCUCCGAUUGAUAACAACUCGGGAGCAGAUCCACCACUGUUCAGUUCCGAGGCGGAAUCUGACGACCGAGGACAGCACGAGAACUCGCCAGUCGUGUUUCAACAUAUGCUUGCAGUUCGAUCCCCCAAAUAUAACUUCGGACUUGGAAAGAGAAAGUAUAUAAUCACAGAUGUGCCCGGAGCAAAGCGACUUCCGCAUUACAACUUUGGUCUCGGAAAGCGGGCAAGUGUGUUUGAUUAUGAAGAAGAAAGCGUGCCAAGCUGGAACAACGAAUACUCGUUAAUAUCGAAGGACAUGCCAGACUAUGAGACUAUGUCUGCAGAAAAGCGAGCGUCAGGCUACAGGUACGACUUUGGCAUGGGCAAGAGACGAACAUACGAUUUUGGACUGGGAAAGCGUUCAUAUCAGAGCCAGAGUGAUCAGAAGCGACUCCCGAAUCGAUACAACUUUGGACUCGGUCGUCGUUAAUCAAUCCAAAUUAAACAGCAUGAAAUCUAGCAUCGGUUCCGAAUCCACUGGACAUACAUUGACAAAUUAAUCGCCCGGCUGACAACAUAAAUGCCAAACUAUGAUGUCCGAAAUCAACAAAACGAAUGACUGCAUAACCGCGAUCAGCUACUAUACCAACGAGAAGUCAAAGCCACAUUUUUAAAAAAUAUGCCCCAAAAACAAAACUUUAAGUAUUCUCAAUACUGUCUUACUACUAAUUUUACCAUGUCUAUGUAAUGUGAACUGUAGUGUGAAGGAUCAACACAAUCACAUUUGAAUUCCAACAUUGCAUUUACAUGAAAAUAGCAAAUUUGUAUAAGGGAGACGUGUGCUAAUGUGCUAACUAUUAGAAUAACUCUUUAAUAAAUUUAAAUGGUAUACAAAUUAACAUUUUUAAGUACUCUUUCUGAUUCCUAAUGACCCUUUCUCAUUUUGAGAAGUAUGCACUGAAACGAAAUUUUAUGAAACGCAUAAGCGAGAAGAGCCCUGUUGUAAAUAGAAACAAGCCUUGUUUUGAGCGAAAUAAGGAAGCAUAGAUGUAAACACUCCAUCUAACCAUUGACAUUUAAUCAACCCCAAUAUACAAUACUUUACAAGAAGUUGUUAAAUAAAUGAAUAUUAUCUAUUGCCAUAUUUCGAGUAAGUGUGUACAAAUAAUUGGACAUGAAUUACUGAGAAUAAAUACUGUAUAAAUACCAACAAACGAGAAAUAAAUCUACAACAAAAGUAGAAUAAUAA
Toxorhynchites rutilus septentrionalis is the source of this 1718-nucleotide messenger RNA. RefSeq names its product helicostatins. Gene Ontology annotation, molecular function: neuropeptide hormone activity. Lineage: Eukaryota; Metazoa; Arthropoda; Insecta; Diptera; Culicidae. The record is from RefSeq and is a predicted model, not a curated record. The coding region runs from base 411 to 959 and encodes 182 amino acids. The transcript is spliced from 4 exons.